This is a messenger RNA of Hypoxylon trugodes, 2323 nucleotides long. RefSeq names its product Adenosylhomocysteinase. NCBI's taxonomy places the organism in Eukaryota, Fungi, Ascomycota, Sordariomycetes, Xylariales, Hypoxylaceae. Gene Ontology annotation, molecular function: adenosylhomocysteinase activity. Bases 367 to 1716 code for a protein of 449 amino acids. The transcript has 5 exons. Gene Ontology annotation, biological process: L-methionine cycle. Gene Ontology annotation, cellular component: cytosol. The record is from RefSeq and is a predicted model, not a curated record.
GGCCAAUCAAUCCUGUAUCUAGGCUCUCUCUUUCCACUUUCCUUCCCCCACCAACUCCGUAGCUACCGUACCGCCGUACCAGCCGUAACUUUACUUAGAGGUAGUGACCUUGGAAGUACCUUUUUCCCUAUCUUUUUUACCUCCUAGUUCCUACAUAGUUCCUACUUAUUUUAUCUCGCUCUCUCCUCUUUUCUAUCUCUUCUUAACCUCUUUCUACUACAUUUUCCCCCUUCCCAUCCUUCUUAUUAUCACCUCAAUAUACUCUUCAUUGAGUAUUUUAAAUAUCCUUCACCCCGCUUCUCCGGUUAACAUCUCAAUCUCCCUUCCUUAAUAUUUUCCCCUCAAGCCUCAAUCAAUUACUUCAAAAUGGCUGCUCCCGCUAGCAAGUUUAAGGUCGCUGACCUCUCCCUUGCCGCCUUCGGACGCAAGGAGAUUGAACUCGCCGAGAACGAAAUGCCUGGUCUGAUGGCCAUCCGAAAGAAAUAUGCCGCUGAUCAACCACUCGCCGGUGCCCGCAUUGCCGGUUGCUUACACAUGACCAUCCAGACCGCCGUCUUGAUUGAGACAUUAACAUCUCUCGGUGCCGAAGUUACUUGGACUUCUUGCAACAUCUUCUCCACACAAGACCACGCCGCUGCUGCUAUCGCUGCUGCCGGUGUCCCCGUCUUUGCCUGGAAGGGUGAGACCGAGGAGGAGUACAACUGGUGCUUAGAACAACAACUACUUGCUUUCAAGGAUGGCAAGAAGCUCAACUUGAUCUUGGAUGACGGUGGUGACUUGACCCACCUCGUUCACGACAAGUACCCUGAGAUGCUAAAGGACUGCUUCGGUGUCUCUGAGGAGACUACCACCGGUGUCCACCACCUGUACCGUAUGUUGAAGAACAACAAGCUUCUUGUUCCCGCUAUCAACGUCAACGACAGUGUCACCAAGAGCAAGUUCGACAAUCUUUACGGCUGCCGUGAGUCUUUGAUCGACGGUAUCAAGCGCGCCACCGAUGUCAUGAUUGCUGGUAAGAUUGCUGUCGUCGCCGGUUUCGGUGACGUCGGUAAGGGUUGCGCUAUGGCUCUCCACGGAAUGGGUGCUCGUGUCCUCAUCACUGAAGUCGACCCCAUAAACGCUCUCCAAGCUGCCAUGGCUGGUUUCCAAGUUACCACCAUGGAGAAGGCUGCUCCCCUUGGUCAAAUCUUUGUCACCACUACUGGAUGCCGAGACAUCCUAGUUGGCCAACACUUCGAGGCCAUGCCUAACGACGCCAUCGUUUGCAACAUUGGUCACUUCGAUAUUGAGAUUGACGUUGCCUGGUUGAAGAAGAACGCCAAGAGCGUCCAGAACAUCAAGCCCCAGGUUGACCGCUACCUGAUGGCCAGCGGCCGACACAUUAUCCUUUUGGCUGAAGGACGACUGGUCAACCUCGGCUGUGCCACUGGUCACUCUUCUUUCGUCAUGUCCUGCUCCUUCAGCAACCAAGUCCUUGCACAAAUCAUGUUGUUCAAGGCUCAAGAUAAGGCCUUCGGCCAGAAGUACGUCGCCUUCGCCAAGACGGAGAAGCUACCCGUCGGUGUCUACGUACUACCCAAGGUUUUGGACGAGGAAGUCGCCCGACUACAUCUCAGCCACGUCAACGCUGAGCUCACCACCCUCACCAAGGUACAAGGUGAAUACCUUGGUUUGGAACUCGAGGGUCCCUUCAAGAGCGACCACUACCGAUACUAAUUUCAACCGUGUACAUCAUUUUUUUAUUCGACGUGCACAGAUCUCAAUACCGUGUGCACUCCGGAGUUUACCUAUAGCUUACUAGAGUUCCCACGAUUCUACGGGGGUUGGUCUGUGUUUCAACAAGCAUGAGUCUACGCAUCAAUGGAUUUAGGGAACGGGGUACGAGGAAACAAAAGGAACCAGGAGUGCCGGCAGGUCAUACUUUUUUCAACAAAAAACGGCGUUGGCAUUUUGAUGCAUGACAUGAUUCCCCUCAUGGCGUUUUGAUAUUUUCACAAAGACCGAGGAAAUGGUUAAGACCAUUUAUUGUUGGUAAAUACCUAUUACAGCUAGAGAAAAGAGCUGAGAGCAUCAUCCGUCAACCGGAUCUGGAUAGAAAAUAGAAGCAGCUAACGCGCGUUUUCCAUCCGAAUAUUAUAUCUAUCAAAAUGAAAUGAUUGUGAUAAUUGAAAUCAAAGGCAUUUCAUCCUUUCGGCUCGCUUUCUGCAAAUUGAUUUGCACUCGGGAGGUUUUACGUAAGAGGCCAUCGGCCAUUUUCUUAAGCUAGGACCCCCACGUCACGUAGAAGCUAGCUGGUUUAUUUCUUUUCACACUGCGAGUGGCC